Molecule: messenger RNA, 2357 nt
Organism: Nylanderia fulva
Lineage: Eukaryota; Metazoa; Arthropoda; Insecta; Hymenoptera; Formicidae
Gene: Ufsp2
Product: UFM1 specific peptidase 2
Biological process (GO): proteolysis
Cellular component (GO): nucleus; endoplasmic reticulum
Molecular function (GO): deUFMylase activity
Source: RefSeq, a predicted model, not a curated record
UUUGUAUAUGAUGUUGUUUUCGAAAGCGCCCUAUUAUUUAAAAAGGAAUUUCAUAAAUUAAUUAAUGAAAAUACAGAUUUGCAGAAAAUGAGUGAAUUCCUUUUCCCGAAUUAGUAAAAUAAAUUAUUAAGAUUUAAUUGAGGGCAAACGUUUUGAGAGACGGUUUUGCUAUGCGUUUUUUUUAACUCUGACAUCUAAAACAGAUUUAACCUCCAAAUGUAGAUGGUGUUCAGAAUGAAAUUGUAAAUUUCUGCAAUUUCCAUAUGGUGAUUACUCACGUUGACAGUAUAAAGCACUUCUGAUCGUAAUCUUAUCUUUAAUUUCCUGCGACACAAUGGCAUUGCAAUUACAGAUUUUGUCGAACGUUCUACAGCGAUUAGAAUGCAUGGAAACAACUGCAAUUGGCUAUCUUUAUGGUAUUAUGUACAAUAAUACAUUAGUAGUCCUAACAUUCAGUAUAAACUCGCAUGACUGUGAAAAUGAAAGCGAAAUUGAUUAUACAGCAUUGCAAUUCAAUCUACCUGCAGAUAUUUAUUUUUGCGGUAUAUUACAUGUUGGUGAAUGUAAAGAAAUAAAUCCUGAUGUUUUUAAGGAUAUUGAUAUUACGGAUAAUCCCUUACUUUUAAAAUAUUCGCGCAAUACAUUGGAUAUGCAAGCAUAUUUUUAUGUGCAUCAAAAAUUAGAAGCUGUUAAUAACUUCAGUAUUAUUAGUGAAGAUGAUCUUUCUCAACAAUUUGUAUAUAUUAGAUUGCAAGCAACUUUUCCAUUAGUUGCUCAGGAUGGAAACAUAUUGGAAGCAUUACAAGAAUCACGAAAAAAUAUUGCAUCUGGAAAAGUUGGAAUACAUUUUCCUUCAAACAAUAUGUAUCUCUUUAGAACUGAUGACAGUUUAAAAGACAUAGUGUUAAAAGAUUUUUUAUCCAUAUCCAAGGAAAAUGAAAAAUCUUUAAUUGCAUCAACUAAUAUAAAUUAUACUGGACCUGUGAAUAUCAUAUAUGCAAACAUGUUAUUAAAAAUGUCAGGAGAGAAAAAUUCUGAAGAAUCUAUCAGAUAUGCUCCUGUCUUGCAGUAUAUCAAAAGAUCCUUUAACAGUUUAGAAUGCAAUCUACAUAUCAAUGCAUUGUCAUUAGUAAAUUUAAAUGCAACAUCAGCCAACUUACAUGCAAUUUUAGUGGAAUCUAUUUGUCGGACUAUUAGAUUAAUUGAAAUUCAACAACAAGAUCCUCAGUUUGAAGAUAUAAAACUAUCUGCAAAGUUACCAGAAAUUAUUCAUUUUAAACCUCGAGAUUGUGGGCAUUUCUUCACAAUAAUAUACCCUGGAGAUUCUACUAAUGACAGCACAAUGGAAUAUCGUAAGACUUUACACAAGGCUCUAGCAUUAGAUUUGACUAAACCAUAUUUUCGACGUGGGAAUGCUAUAAAAUUGGAUAUACAGGCAAACGAAAUACUUAUAAAUCCUCAUCAAACUCUUUUAAAUAAAGGAGUUACAGGAAAACUCAGUAUUGUAGAUGGUUUAUACGCGUAUCAUCAUUAUAUGCAAGAUAAUUUUGAUGAUAAUGGAUGGGGAUGUGCUUAUAGAUCUCUCCAAACUAUUGUUUCGUGGUACAGAUUACAAGGUUAUACUGAAGUACCAAUACCUUCUCAUCGCAAAAUACAACAAUGUUUAGUCGACAUAGGCGAUAAAUCUUCCACAUUCAUUGGCAGUAAACAGUGGAUUGGUUCGACUGAAAUAAGUUUUGUGCUACAGACUCUCCUUAAUGUAGAUGUAAAAAUACUUUGUGCAUCAAACGGAGAGGAGAUAUCGGCCUUAAUUCCACAACUUGUAAAUCACUUUGAUACACAGGGUACACCUAUCAUGAUUGGUGGAGGAGUAUUAGCUCACACAAUUCUGGGAGUUACUUAUGAUGAAUCAUCAGGAGAGGGAAAAUUCUUAAUUUUGGAUCCACAUUACACAGGUGCAGAUCAUUUACCAACCAUAAUAAAUAAAGGAUGGUGUGGCUGGAAAACAAAAGAUUUUUGGAAAAAAGAUGCAUUUUAUAAUAUGUGCCUUCCGCAAAGACCUAUAGCCUUCUGAUGUUAGACUGUACAUAAUUCAGUUUUUUAAAUGUACAUAUAACAGAGUAAGUAAAAUUCUUUAUUAAAUAUAAAAUGCGCACACACAUCUACAUAUGAAGCGGUUUUCACAAUGUAUUGUAUAGUUGCAUUUGUGAAAUAAUAUUUCAGUUGUGUGAUAUAUGCAGUAAAAAUAAUGAAUAUGUAUUUCUAUUUAUAAGUUUAGAAAGUAACAAAUAUUCGAUUUAUCAAUAUUCAACAAUUUUUAUUUUGCAUUUUAAAGAUAUAAAAUAUACAUAAGAUUU